AUGCCAGCAACCACAACUACAAUUAGUGAUCUCUACAACUCCAACUCCAACCCUAGCGACAACUCCAACGCCAACCACACAGACAAGUCCAACUCUAACCACAGUGACAACACCGACUACAACCACAUUGACAACUACAGAAACAAUUUCAACUACAAAGACGACUCCCGUCUCAUCUACAGAAACUACUCCUGUUUCUACCACAAAAACAACUCCACCUUCAACUACAAAAACGACAAAAAUCUCUACAACAAAGACAACCCCAGCUUCAAAUUCAAAGACAACCCCAGUUUCAACUACAAAGACAACUCCUGCUACAAAAACUACUCCUGUUUCUACCACAAGGACAACUCCACUUUCAACUACAAAGACAACCCCAGUUUCAACUACAAGGACAACUCCUGUCUCAUCUACAAAAACUACUCCUGUUUCUACCACAAAAACAACUCCACCUUCAACUACAAAAACGACAAAAACCUCUACAACAAAGACAACCCCAGUUUCAACUACAAAGACAACUCAUACAACUGCACUUUCAACUACAAAGACAACCCCAGUUUCAACUACAAAGACAACUCCUGUCUCAUCUACAAAAACUACUCCUGUUUCUACCACAAAAACAACUCCACCUUCAACUACAAAAACGACAAAAAUCUCUACAACAAAGACAACUUCAGCUGCAACAACGAAGACAACUCCACUUUCAACUUUAAAGACAACUACAAGGACAACUCCUCUCCACCUUCAACUACAAAAACGACAAAAACCUCUACAACAAAGACAACCCCAGUUUCAACUACAAAGACAACUCCCGUCUCAUCUACAAAGACAACUAAAAUACAACCCCAGUUUCAACUACAAAGACAACUCCUGUCUCAUCUACAAAGACAACUAAAAUGUCUACAACGAAGGCUACAAAAACUACUCCUUUUCAACUACAAAGACAACUCCUGUCUCAUCUACAAAAACUACUCCUGUUUCUACCACAAAAACAACUCCACCUUCAACUACAAAAACGACAAAAACCUCUACAACAAAGACAACCCCAGUUUCAACUACAAAGACAACUCCCGCUACAAAAACUACUCCUGCUUCUACCACAAGGACAACUCCACUUUCAACUACAAAGACAACCCCAGUUUCAACUACAAAGACAACUCCUGUCUCAUCUACAAAAACUACUCCUGUUUCUACCACAAAAACAACUCCACCUUCAACUACAAAAACGACAAAAACCUCUACAACAAAGACAACCCCAGUUUCAACUACAAAGACAACUCCCACAACUGCACUUUCAACUACAAAGACAACCCCAGUUUCAACUACAAAGACAACACCUGUCUCAUCUACAAAAACUACUCCUGUUUCUACCACAAAAACAACUCCACCUUCAACUACAAAAACGACAAAAACCUCUACAACAAAGACAACCCCAGUUUCAACUACAAAGACAACUCCCUCUACAAAAACUACUCCUGCUCCGACCGCAAAGACAACUCAACUUUUAACUACAGAGACUACCAAAAUCUCUACAACACAGACAAUUCCAGUUUCAACUACGAAGACAACUCCACUCUUAACCACAAGGACAACUCCACUUACUACUACAUUCUCUCCGAGUUCUACUUCUCUAGAACCAACUGUAUUAACUCCAAUGUCUACAACUUCAGUGUUUACAACGCCAUCUUCAAACUCAAUUUCCACAAAUGCCAUUUUGUCCACAGUGACACCUAUAUCUACUACUGA
This is a messenger RNA of Drosophila novamexicana, 1746 nucleotides long. RefSeq names its product probable serine/threonine-protein kinase clkA. The transcript has 11 exons. The record is from RefSeq and is a predicted model, not a curated record. The coding region runs from base 1 to 1746 and encodes 581 amino acids. Lineage: Eukaryota; Metazoa; Arthropoda; Insecta; Diptera; Drosophilidae.